CACGCUGCUGCUCCCGCGGCCGCGGGGGCUUCUCGGGGUCCGCGCAAACCCUGCGCUGCCCGGACCCGAGCAGAGCCUCCCCGCGGCCCGGCCGCACCAGGUCCCGAGAGGUACCAUGAUGUGGGGUGCAGGCAGCCCCCUGGCUUGGCUCUCCGCUGGCUCAGGCAACGUGAAUGUGAGCGGCGCGGGCUCAGCAGAAGGGCCUACAGGCCCAGCCGCACCACUGCCCUCACCCAGGGCCUGGGAUGUGGUGCUGUGCAUCUCAGGCACUCUGGUGAGCUGUGAGAACGCGCUGGUGGUGGCCAUCAUCGUGGGCACUCCCACCUUCCGUGCCCCCAUGUUCCUGCUGGUGGGCAGUCUGGCUGUGGCCGACCUGCUGGCAGGCCUGGGCCUGGUCCUGCACUUUGCUGCUGUGUUCUGCAUCGGCUCGGCGGAGAUGAGCCUGGUGCUGGUUGGCGUGCUGGCCACGGCCUUUACUGCCAGUGUGGGCGGCCUGCUGGCCAUCACCGUCGAUCGCUACCUGUCUCUGUACAACGCCCUCACCUACUAUUCAGAGACAACAGUGACUCGGACCUAUGUGAUGCUGGCCCUAGUGUGGGGGGGCGCACUGGGCCUGGGGCUGCUGCCUGUGCUGGCCUGGAACUGUCUGGAUGCCCGGGCCACAUGCGGCGUGGUAUAUCCACUCUCCAAGAACCAUCUGGUGGUCCUGGCCAUUGCCUUCUUCAUGGUGUUUGGCGUCAUGUUGCAGCUCUAUGCCCAGAUCUGCCGCAUCGUCUGCCGCCAUGCCCAGCAGAUUGCCCUCCAGCGGCAUCUGCUGCCCGCCUCCCACUACGUGGCCACCCGAAAGGGCAUUGCCACCCUGGCUGUGGUGCUUGGCGCCUUUGCCGCCUGUUGGCUGCCCUUCACUGUCUACUGCCUGCUGGGGGAUGCCCGCUCCCCACCCCUCUACACCUAUCUCACCCUGCUCCCUGCGACCUAUAACUCCAUGAUCAACCCCAUCAUCUACGCCUUCCGCAACCAGGACGUGCAGAAGGUGCUGUGGGCCAUUUGCUGUUGUUGCUCCUCUUCCAAGAUCCCCUUCCGGUCCCGUUCCCCCAGUGAUGUCUAGUCAUACGCUGGUGACCCUUCAGCCCUGAUCGCUACAGAAUUCCAGAAUGUUAGGCCCUCCAGGGCUUUGUCCCAACCCACCCCCCCAGCUCCACACCCCCCAAGACCCAGCUGGUUCUGGAGUUCUAGGACAUUGGAUAUUUCACAGGAUUCUGUCCAGAUCCCUACAGGGCCCAGCUGGCUCCACGGUUCUAGAAUGUUCAGGUGGCUGAGGUUCCACUCAGAAAUGUCCCAGAGCCCAGCUGGCUUGGAGUUCCAGAAUGCUGCUGGGUGAUUUACAGUGCCAUUCCAAGUCCCUAAUCUCCCCCUCCCCCUCGACCUUAAUCAUGUCACUGUACUUUUGGGUUUCUGAGCUAAAGAGUCAGAGAGGUUAGUCACUCAGUUGCCUAGAUAGGAGAAAGAAAGAAAAAUGUAUCUAUAUAUAUGUGCACAUAGAAAAAGAGUAUCUAUUUAUAAUUUAUUUAUUUACUUAUUUAUUUAUGGGCGGUAAGGGGAAGAGACCCACACCUUGAAAUCCAGGCCAUACCAGGGUACCCCCAGUCCCCACACCCCCAUUGCUGACCUCAGUUCUUAGAGGGGGGAAAGGGAGAAAGAGAAACCACGUAUUUUGUUAUUAUUUUUGCUUAUUUUUUAUCGAAGAGAUCAUAGAAACCAGAGCCUUCUCCCCGGGCCCGCCCCUCUCGGGUUUGCUGGGAGAACACACCAGCCUCUGGUUUUUUAUUUUUUUAAGAAGCCAUCACCUGAGCAACCGAGAAUUCCUCUGCGCUGGGGGCCGGCUGCCCUCUGGUGGCCGUUUGGGGGAAACUGCAGCCCAGCCAGGCAGCCGGGACCAGACGCUGCUCCACCCCAACUCCACUCCAGCCUGGCAUCCAGCGCCACAGCCAGGACCUGGGGGCCAGGCCCCACCCUGCGGUGCCCUAGAGGAGGCAGGGUGUGAGCCAACACCUGACCCCUCUGCCAACCGGGGCAUGGCCUCCAGUGCGUCCCUAUUCCGAUCCCUGACCCAUCGCUCAAUAAAAAAAAAACGAUUUUGUGAUAA
Molecule: messenger RNA, 2146 nt
Organism: Leptonychotes weddellii (Weddell seal)
Lineage: Eukaryota; Metazoa; Chordata; Mammalia; Carnivora; Phocidae
Gene: GPR3
Product: G protein-coupled receptor 3
Biological process (GO): G protein-coupled receptor signaling pathway
Cellular component (GO): membrane
Molecular function (GO): G protein-coupled receptor activity
Source: RefSeq, a predicted model, not a curated record